Vigna unguiculata (cowpea) is the source of this 705-nucleotide messenger RNA. Its product is annotated as calcium-binding protein KIC pseudogene. Lineage: Eukaryota; Viridiplantae; Streptophyta; Magnoliopsida; Fabales; Fabaceae. The record is from RefSeq and is a predicted model, not a curated record.
UUGUCGUCAUACUCAUGGUGUUCUCACCUUGGACGCACAAUAUUCUACGAAUACAAAUUUUCUUGGCCGAAGACGUCAGAUUUGGAAACUCUAGUCGAUGGGGAAAAUAUUAACAUCACUAUAAAGAACAAGUCUUCCAAAAGUCAUUUUCUUCCUCCACCCUCGUUACCACGUUUCACGAUUAAAAGAAACAAAGAUUCCGUUCUCCUCCAAAAAUAAUGGAAAGCAACCGAUCCGCGAGAGAGAAAGAGAGCAUGGUGGAAGAAGUGUUCGAGGACAUGUUGCCAGUGAUGGCAGAGAAGCUGGGUGUGGAGACCUUUGUGUCUGAGUUGUGUGGAGGUUUCAAGCUUCUGGCCGACCCAGAAACGGGUUUGAUCAGUGGUGAGAGUCUGAUGAGGAAUUCAGCUCUAUUGGGUAUGGAUGGGAUGAGCAAAGAGGAAGCAGAGGCCAUGGUUGGACAAGGCGAUCUUGAUGGGGAUGGGAAGCUCAAUGAGACUGAGUUUUGCAUCCUUAUGCUCAGGCUUAGCCCUGGGAUCAUGGAAGAAGCCGAGGCUUGGCUUCACAAGGCACUUCAACAAGACCUCACCAAAUUCUGCAAUCAAUCGUAAGUUAAUUUGUGUGUGAUGGGUGUAUCAUGCAAGUUAAAUAAACUCAUUUAAAGAGAAUUUAACUAUAAUGAAAUGAAUGCGCACUUGGUUUGUUCAA